Mya arenaria is the source of this 999-nucleotide messenger RNA. RefSeq names its product octopamine receptor Oamb-like. The record is from RefSeq and is a predicted model, not a curated record. Gene Ontology annotation, cellular component: membrane. Bases 1 to 999 code for a protein of 332 amino acids. The transcript is spliced from 3 exons. Lineage: Eukaryota; Metazoa; Mollusca; Bivalvia; Myida; Myidae. Gene Ontology annotation, molecular function: G protein-coupled amine receptor activity. Gene Ontology annotation, biological process: adenylate cyclase-activating adrenergic receptor signaling pathway.
AUGGAGGGAUAUGAUGUACCUCGCCAAAAUAUUACUGUCUACUGCAAUGAUGAAAAUGCAAAUAAAUUGGUGAAGACCAUGCUACUAAGCAUUAUAGACCUGGCUGUAGUGCUUGGUAACAGCCUAGUGAUAGCCGCCGUGUUUACAACACGGAAACUAAGGACGGUAACAAACAUUUACAUUGUCUCGCUAGCGUGUGCGGACCUAUUACUCGGGUUUGCGGUGUUGCCGUUCUCAAUCUCGGUGGAAGUCGACGUGUGGUUGUGGGGCCAGGUUUGGUGCAGCAUGUGGCUGGCCAUCGAUGUCUGGUUGUGCACUGCCUCCAUCUUCAGCCUCUGUGCAAUCAGCUUUGACCGCUUUAUCGCUGUGACUCAUCCAAUCAGGUACCCAACCAUCAUGUCGCCGUCACGUGGUAGAUGGCUUGUCGCCUCUGUUUGGGUUUUGUCAUUUGUAGUAUGCUUGCCGCCUCUGCUCGGUUGGACUGAUAGCGCACUUAACAGCCCUUCCUCGUCCCUUCUCAAUGAGUUGAAUAUGACUUGUGAACUAACAACAACUACUGGAUACAGAAUUUACGCCGCACUGUGCUCGUUCUUCAUACCUAUGCUUGUCAUGGUAUUUUUCUACGUAAGAAUAUAUCUAACGGCCGUACGAACUGCAGCUUCAAUUCGCAAAGGCGUUCUAAAGACAAAGAUUAGCAAUGAUAUUUCACAGCCGAAUGGAUACGGAGAAGAUGAAAUUCAUCUACGGGUUCAUCGAGGGGGCAGCACCUCAUCACGCAAAUCAGCGAAACAUUGUGACUUACGAGCUAGCUUGAUACAGCUCUUCAACGACCAAGUCUGUCUUCACACGACCAGGCGCUGGAACGACCAUGACUCAAACCCCGCGAGCCUAUGUUUCUACGACCAUAUCUCCAAUCUCGCAACCAAGCGCUCCAACAACAACGUCUCUCAUCACACGACUCAGCGUUUCAACAACCAUGACUCAAUUCCAGCGACCUAG